UAUUUCUGUUCUCACAAUUUAAAGUAUGAAAUGUUUUUUUAAGGAAUUUUUAGGCAACAUUUUGAUAUGGAUGUAAUGUGAUUGCUAUACGUCUUCAUCUAGCACGCAAGUAGUCUUUUUCAGAGAAAGAAGGCUUUUUUAUUUCAAAGUAAGCUCUUACAAUGUACUCAUGUAGUCUGAUACUCGAUAUUUUCAAAUUCAUCCCAAGGAAAGAAGUAUGUCGUGGAUAUUCCGCAAUUUAAGAUUCGCACUUUUCGCUUCUGCCAUUGAGUUUGUCAAAGCUAAUGAUCUAUGUAGGACAGAAGUAAACAUACAAGGAAUGGCUCUCAAGCGCUCUGUAUUCAAAAGAUGGUCAAUGGGGGCUCCAAACCUUUGCGAUGCCAAAUGUGGACAGGAGAUCACGUGCCAAAGCUAUAACUACAAUCGAAAAUACCAGAUAUGUGAACUUAAUAACCGCACCAAGGAGGCAAGACCAGAAAAUUUCCUUCCGGCCCCCGGAUGGUUUUACAUUAGAAGACUAGAGGGAAGAGUUCCCUUAGGUUCUAUCUAUGAAUUGCCGGCGCUGUCCUGUCAAGAAAUAAAAGCAAGUGAAGGUAAACAUACUACAAACGGAAAGUAUUGGCUCAAUUCAACUAGGAAAGGGAAGGCAUUAGCGAUUUAUUGUGACAUGAUUAAUGAAGAUAUGGAUGAAUGUAAAUCUAACAUGAGUGACUGCGACGUGAAUGCAGACUGUACCAACACAUAUGGUUCUUAUAACUGCACAUGUAAAGUAGGAUACACCGGAGAUGGACACUUAUGUUCAGAUAUUGACGAGUGUAAAGGAAAUCAUUCUUGUCACGUGAAUGCUAGCUGCCAAAACACCAUUGGAUCAUAUGUAUGUGAAUGUCGCCCUGGAUAUUCUGGAAAUGGACAAAAAUGUACAGAUAUUGAUGAAUGCAGCAAUGGAAGCCAUGUUUGUGACGUGAAUGCGAACUGCACCAACACUGAGGGCUCUCACAAUUGCACCUGUAAGAAAGGGUAUAUUGGAAAUGGAAAACUGUGUCAAGAUGUCGAUGAAUGCAAAGGCGGCAAUAACCUCUGUGACGAGAUUGCAAAUUGCUCCAAUACUGUUGGGUCUUAUAGUUGCACCUACAAAGAUGGAUUUACUGGAGAUGGACAUUCAUGCUCAGAUAUCUAUGAGUGCAGCAAUGGAAGCCAUGUUUGUGAUAUGAAAGCCAACUGUACCAACACUAAGGGCUCUCGUAACUGCACCUGCAAGAAAGGGUUCAUUGGAGAUGGGCAAUCAUACCGAGGUAGAAAGGGAAAACAUUGUGGGCCUGUUGGUGUAGCAGACAAUAAUAUAACUCCAGAUGCCAGAAUGACAGCAAGCAGUAUUUUCACUUAUCAUCAUGCUUCAUACCUCGACCGAGUGAAUGAGACUAGGCGAUUUGGAAAGUGGUGUCCUAAGACUAAAUUAGAUAAAACCGACUACCUUCAAGUAGAUAUGGGUUCAGUGCUGUCUGUUUGUGCUGUGGCUAGUCAAGCAGAAGAAGAAACUUUAAUAUGGACUUCCAGCUACAAACUGUGCCUAUCCACAGACGGUUUGACUUGGAACUCUUACGAGGAGGCAAAUAAAACAAAG
Messenger RNA from Stylophora pistillata, 1621 nucleotides. RefSeq names its product uromodulin. The record is from RefSeq and is a predicted model, not a curated record. NCBI's taxonomy places the organism in Eukaryota, Metazoa, Cnidaria, Anthozoa, Scleractinia, Pocilloporidae. Gene Ontology annotation, molecular function: calcium ion binding.